Molecule: messenger RNA, 1851 nt
Organism: Letharia columbiana
Lineage: Eukaryota; Fungi; Ascomycota; Lecanoromycetes; Lecanorales; Parmeliaceae
Exons: 8
Coding region: 1-1851 (616 amino acids)
Biological process (GO): protein dephosphorylation
Cellular component (GO): cytoplasm; protein phosphatase type 2A complex
Molecular function (GO): protein phosphatase regulator activity
Source: RefSeq, a predicted model, not a curated record
AUGGAGGACCAGGGGCAGAACGAUCCUCUCUUUCCAAUCGCAGUUUUGAUCGAUGAGCUCAAGCACGACGAUGUUCUUCUCCGUCUCAACGCCAUACACCGGCUCUCAACCAUAGCUCUAGCUCUAGGCGCCGAACGCACAAGAGAUGAGCUCAUACCAUUCCUUGACGAAUCGGUAGAGGACGAAGACGAGGUCCUUACAGCGCUGAGUGAAGAGCUCGGAGGUUUUGUGGAAUACGUUGGCGGUCCAGAAUAUGGGCACGUGCUCCUAUCACCUUUAGAGAACCUCGCCGCAAUCGAAGAGCCUCUGGUGCGAGAAAAAGCUGUCGAAUCUCUCAACAAGAUAUGUAAAGAGCUCUCACAGUCCCAAGUUGAAGACCACUUCAUUCCUCUCACUGUGCGCCUCUCGAAAGCCGACUGGUUCACCUCAAAGAUCUCGGCAACUGGACUUUAUAAUGUUCCCUACAGCAAAGCAACACCGCCGUCUCAGGAAGGACUUCGCCAGCAAUAUGGACAGCUGGUACAUGAUGAAACUCCUAUGGUUCGACGGCAGGCCGCGAACAAUCUCGCGAAGUUCGUAAAGGAGAUGUCACCACAGAUAGUCAUUGAAGAGAUGAUACCCCUAUUUCAGCAUUUGGCCGGUGAUGAUCAGGAUAGUGUUCGGUUGUUGACAGUGGAAAUAUUGAUUUCGAUUGCGGAAGUUAUACCCAAGGAGCAACAGACGAGUCAUGGAACACUUCUAACAGCUUUGCGGAGUCUAUUUGAGGACAAGAGCUGGAGAGUGCGAUACAUGGUCGCAGACCGCUUUGAGAAGAUUGCAAAAGCUGUAGAUGAAGAAACCGUGACCCGCGAUUUGGUCCCUGCAUUCGUAAAGCUCCUCAAAGAUACCGAAGCUGAGGUCCGCACUGCUAUUGCUGGGCAGAUUCCAGGCUUCUGUCGAUUACUUGAUCGAGAGACGCUGCUUAACGAAAUAAUGACUAGCAUCGAAGACUUGGUGUCAGACACCUCGCAACAUGUACGUGCGGCAUUAGGAACGCAGAUUAGUGGUUUGGCCCCUAUCUUGGGCAAGGAAGAGACCAUUGCACAUCUUCUGCCAAUGUUUUUGCAAAUGCUGAAAGAUGAAUUCCCUGACGUUCGCCUUCACAUAAUCUCGAAGCUCGAGCUAGUCAACAAAGUCAUCGGUAUUGAGCUUCUGUCUCAGUCACUACUUCCGGCCAUUGUACAAUUAGCCGAAGACAAGCAAUGGCGCGUCCGCUUAGCCAUUAUUGAGUACAUCCCAUUGCUCGCAGGCCAACUCGGACAGGAUUUCUUCGACGAUAAGCUGAGCACGCUUUGCAUGAGCUGGCUGGGUGACACUGUUUUCUCGAUACGGGAAGCAGCCACCAAAAACCUGAAGAAGCUGACUGAAGUCUUCGGAGUUGGGUGGGCGAGCAACGCCAUCAUCCCAAAGGUCAUCGUGAUGGGCAAACAUCCGAAUUAUCUCUACCGAAUGACCACAUGCUUCGCCAUCUCGACACUCGCACCAGCUAUAGAUCUAGAGGUCAUCGAAAAGUCCAUUCUGCCAAUGAUGGACAAACUCGUAUCCGACGACAUCCCAAACAUCCGCUUUAAUGUCGCCAAAUCCUACACUGUCCUCAUCGACGUCCUUAAGCAUUUGCCCGCCCAUGGUACUAUCUUCGAUCUCGAAAAGUCAGGUCAGACGCUACAACCCUCUUCCGCCGGUCAACAUCUUAUCCAGCAGCAAAUCUUACCGAAUCUGGAGAAAUUACAACAAGACGAGGACGUGGAUGUGAGAUAUUUUGCGACGACUGCGGCAGGGAGCGUGGGUGAUGCUAUGGCAACGUCACCUUAG